Molecule: messenger RNA, 934 nt
Organism: Seminavis robusta
Lineage: Eukaryota; Bacillariophyta; Bacillariophyceae; Naviculales; Naviculaceae
Source: the annotation of a GenBank genome assembly
GUACCAUACCCCCACAAAUUUCCAACUAGCUAGCCAGUCAUAAACCAAACCAACCAAACAACCCUACAAGUACGAUGCUAAACGACAAGAGCAAAAACGAUUCUGCUGGAGGUGAUUACAUCUUGCUGACCACCGCGGAGCCCGAGACACCAGCGGACGAAGCAUCCAGCAACCAACCCCGAGGUGCGGGCGAAAACCCCAACUCGGUCCCAGUUGUUUCUGUAGCAGUGCCGGCCGACAAGCAAGACAACGCGGAUGCCAACAACGAUGUUCUGACUCAUGAGGUUUCCGAGUUUUCCAUGGCAAGCCGUGGUCAGGUGAACGGAGCCGCUGCGAUCUUUGGUUUCACGGGGCUGAUCCUAGGUGGCCCGAUCCUCGGACUAGUUGCAGCCUCCGGAUCAGCCCAUUUGGCGGCGAAUAAGAGUGGUGACAUUGCCAAUUUCACGAGACGCUGUGGAUCGUAUCUGGAGGACUACAACAGGGCAAAUACUCCUAUUGUGAAGGAGGGAAGUGCCAAGGUAACAACUCUUCCGGAAGAAAUGGUUGUCAAGAAACCGAAAGGAUUUUGGGACAAAGUUACCGAUCGAUUGAUCAAGAUGGCUGAAUGGACGGAAGGAAAGAUGGGAUGCCGUGACUAGCUAGCUGGCAGCCAGCUAGUGGCUGGCACUGAAGUUGUCAGAACAGUAGACGAUGAUGGAUGCAACCAGGGUACGAUGCGGUGCCGGUACCACCGCACGGAGAGGAUGAAAAAGAUACAGAAGGAUUCAUUAUUCAAUCUCCAUAGCCAGUAGGUUAGAGCAAAAGUUCCCUCUAAAGGACAGAUUAGGUAGAUGGUAGAUGGUAGAUAUGAACCCUUAUUAGCGGUACCGGUAUCAUUAGCUGCCAUGCGAGAUCUGCUCAAGCGCUCGAGCUCGGUUUUGUGGUGUGGUGAGUU